This is a messenger RNA of Phyllotreta striolata, 641 nucleotides long. NCBI's taxonomy places the organism in Eukaryota, Metazoa, Arthropoda, Insecta, Coleoptera, Chrysomelidae. The record is from the annotation of a GenBank genome assembly.
GUCAUUGUUUUUGACUUUGACAAGGUGUAUAAACAACUUUACUCGCGGUUUAUUACAAAAUGUUGAUUUAUUUUUUAAAUUAAUUACAAUUCCAUAUAUUUUAUAUUAUUAACAUGGCAGACGACGAGGGAAAACCAGGAGAGAAAAAAGGACCUGUUUUUACUUACCCUUUGAUUAGGCACUCGGAUAUGUCCGAAGAAACUCAAAAUGAAGCAGCCGAUAUUGUAACAACUGCAUGUGAAAAAUUCGGCAACAAUAACGAAGAAUGCGCUAAAAUGAUAAAAAUAGAAAUGGACAAAAAAUUUGGUCCACCGUUUAAUGUUGUUAUUGGCGAAGCUUUCGGAUUUGAAAUAUCAUACGAAAUCGGUAAUGUGGCGUACUUGUUUUUUGGAGGCAACGGCGCAGCAAAAUUAAUAAAGGACGAAAUGGAUAAGAAAUUCGGAACACCACAUCACGUUGUUGUUGGAGAAGCUUUCGGGUUCGAAGUGUCUUACGAAAUCGGGACUAUUUUAUACAUGUUUUUCGGUGGAAAUUUAGCAGUUGUUGUUUGGAAGUGUUAAUUAUAACUAUAAUACAUAAAAUAUAUGUUCCUAUUCAGUGUAUCCUAUUGAGUGUUCAUUAUAGUUCAUUAUAAUAAAUGU